This is a messenger RNA of Photinus pyralis (common eastern firefly), 488 nucleotides long. RefSeq lists its product as uncharacterized. The coding region runs from base 64 to 456 and encodes 130 amino acids. The transcript is spliced from 4 exons. The record is from RefSeq and is a predicted model, not a curated record. NCBI's taxonomy places the organism in Eukaryota, Metazoa, Arthropoda, Insecta, Coleoptera, Lampyridae.
UGAUAACGGAACGACAUAUUUCCACAGUAACGUCUUCACCUUACACAUUGUUCAGCUGUAAGAAUGAAGAUUUUCUUGGUACUCUUCGCAGCUCUUGCUGUCCUUUACAUUGCGGCUGGCCAAAAUAAUGGCGAAUUUUUUUGCGAAUUGGGGGUUACAUAUAUCGAAAAUUUUUGCAAUGAAUGUAUUUGUGAUCACGGUAACCUAAGGUGCACUGAUAUGGUUUGUUCAUGGUCUGACGAGUAUAGGAACUGUACAGUGGAAAUGGAAACGAUCUCCGAAUGCCAUACCUGUCACUGCGUUGUCGGCUGGGGGCUACUUUGUACAAAUCGCGAUUGCAACACAACGGCGACUCCAAUCCACUAUGCUACGGAACCUGAGGGAGUACCAAUGAAUCCUACCAAGGGGUGCGAAGAGAAUAAGUCCGUAGUAAUCGAAGAAUCAAAGGCGUUUUAGGGCUUUUUGAUCUGUUACACUCAUACUGGCAC